This is a messenger RNA of Porites evermanni, 1851 nucleotides long. NCBI's taxonomy places the organism in Eukaryota, Metazoa, Cnidaria, Anthozoa, Scleractinia, Poritidae. The record is from the annotation of a GenBank genome assembly.
AUGACUGAAGAAACAAGCGCUCGCCCGCUUCCUUUCUUCGCUGCUCAACAACCUUUGAAAACAUUAAACAUCAUGCGCUCGGACAAAGAAACCUAUCCAUUGUAUGAAAAGAAAGUUGUUGGAAACGCUCAAGCGAAGGAUGAACAGAAAAAGGAAGAAAAUCGCAGCUUUACAGGGGCAGUUACCAGCGCUCUUAUGUACGUUCUCGAACCUAUACUACCAGACGAUGGCGUAAAAGGGGAUGGUAAAAUCGCCAGUUUAUUGUACUUGAUUUGUUUAACAACAGCAGGGGUGGUGUUUAAUCUAUCAAAAUGGCUACAAGACGAUUCUAAAGCGGACUCUGGGGUAACGACAGACCACAUUGAUGGAUUUCUUAUCACCUGCAUUUGCCCUGCUCUCUUAUGGAUUUUUUAUAUCUUUUGUAAACAAAAUGAUCGUAAGACAGUAGACUUCAUCACACCUUCGCCUCACUCACACCGCCCUCUCAUGGCCGGAGCUUACGUUUUCGGCGCGGGAAGCUGUGUUAUGGACCUCCUUCAUAUCACAUUUUAUAUUGAAUGUUCAUCAAACCUAUCUAGCUUAUUCUUCUCUAUUUUCAAGGCUGUGUUCAUCUUUGCGCAAAUUCUAUUUUUACGUAAGUUUGCAACAGCCACCCUUCAUAAAUCACCAAGCAUUCGACUUGUACUUUUCCACAUACUUGGCACUAACGUGUGCCUUUGGUUUCGCGCGCUUUUUAGCCACUCGAAAAGCAUCUUUAGCACGCGUAGAACACAAGAAGAUUUAAGUACGCGUGAAGAGAACGCGUGCUUUGCAAAUCACUAUUCUAUGAAGAAGAUUUGGGAAGCGUCAGAACCUUAUUUAUACCCGUUCACAAUGGAAUACUCGCUAAUAGCGGGUGGCAUUCUGUACACCAUGUGGAGCGAGAUGCGAGAUCUGGAUCCCGACCCGCAGGAUAUUUACAUUUAUGACGAGUUGUCGGAUUUCAACACGACUUCGGAUAAUUUAAGUGAACGAUUAGAGAAAUUUGAACACGACCACGGAUACGGAACGUGCGAGGCUGCGACGCCGUCCAAGGAUUCGGUGUCUAGUGGACGUUUUUCCAGUCGUUUUUCAUUGAAUCGAGCCAUGUCGAACUCAUCUAUUUGUCAAUCGUGCGUUGAAAAUCAGGACGCUCUUCGGCUCCAUGCGAUUCCAAGUUCGGACCCAGGCCUUUUAAUCGGGCUGUUGUUCUCCAUCGUUUUGCUACUUGCAGUGGGGUUAUUAUGGGUUGACCACGACUCCAUUAACGCUCUGAAGUUUUAUUACCUUUAUCAAAUUAUCUUGCUCGUGUUUAUGUGCGUGGCAUGUUGGAUUGUGCUGAGAUGCCUUAUGAAUCAAAAGUUUGCUUGGUAUCCAUUUGGAGCAGAUGAUACUUUGCUAAUAGUGUCAUUCACUGGAAUGUUUCUCUACGCUGGUCUGUGCCUUACAGCUGCCAUCGCGGAAAUCAGAAACCAUCGCUACGCUUCAGACUUCUCACUCGCCAAAUCGACGCUUAUUCUCUUCCAAGCAAUGCUACAGGCCACAGCUCUCAUCAAAGCUCUCCGCUUCAGACCGCUCAAGGAACUGGGCGCCAACAUCGUCAGACAAGGAACGCUGUUUCUGCUGACCACCAACGUGGCAUUAUGGGCUCAAGAUUCGUUCUUUGAAAUGAGGAAUUUCUCCACAACCCCAGUACAGACAAUAUUUUACGGUGAGACGUCAUGGAGGGCGAUAACUACCUUAGCUUACCCAUUGUGUAUUUUCUUUCGGUUUCAUUCGGCGGCUUGUUUGUUUGAGGUUUGGUCUUCCUUUAGAGUAAAUAAUUUAAGUUAA